Messenger RNA from Penicillium olsonii, 579 nucleotides. The record is from the annotation of a GenBank genome assembly. Lineage: Eukaryota; Fungi; Ascomycota; Eurotiomycetes; Eurotiales; Aspergillaceae.
AUGCCUCCAAAGCGGCGUGGAGCCGCCAGCUCAGCACCAGCAGCAGCUCCAAAACGUGGGCGCGCAUCGAAGCUUGCGAAAGACAACAACAUCACAGCCGAGGAAGAGAAUGAAAUCAAAGAAGUAUUUCACAUGUUCUCAGCCAAGAACGAGAGUUUUCCAGACGAGAAAGAAGGCGUUCUUCCCCGAGAAGAUGUGCGCAAGGCAUUGGUAGCCCUCGGCCUCCCACCCACGGACUCAAGCGAACUCGCCGAAAUCAUCUCUGCCCUCGAUCCGACGUCAUGUGGCUUCGUGCCCUACAGCCCCUUCGUCUCAAUAGCGGCCGCGAAGCUGCACUCGCGCGAUGAUGAUGCAGUGUCUGCCGAGGUAGACGAUGCAUACCAGCUUUUCACGCGCGGUACGCGCGGUCCCAUCACGCUGUCGCAUCUGCGUCGCAUCGCGCGCGACUUGAAGGAAGAUAGCGUGGGCGAUGAUUUACUCAAGGACAUGAUCUUGGAGGGCAAUGGCGGCGCUGGACUUAGUGCUGGUGUUACUCUGGAGCAGUUCCAUGAUGUCAUGACGCGGGCGGGUGUAUUUUGA